Molecule: messenger RNA, 2323 nt
Organism: Stylophora pistillata
Lineage: Eukaryota; Metazoa; Cnidaria; Anthozoa; Scleractinia; Pocilloporidae
Source: RefSeq, a predicted model, not a curated record
CAAAUCAAUCGGACAGGUAAGACUUAAAAAAAAAAAUAACAAUGAUAAUGAGUGAAAGGAACUCACAUGGAGUAUCGUAUAUCCGAUAUGUCAGAAGCAGUUGGAAAAUUACGAAUUGCAGUCAGACUUGCAUCACUCUGUAAAUUUGUCGAAGACGGUCGUAGAUUGGAAAAAAUGGAAACCUCUAAGAAUCAUCGCAUUCGAGAUUUCCUUCCUCACAUAAGGCCUUCGUAUUUAUCCGUCUUGUUGGUGUUUAUUUCUGGGAUUUUAUUCCUCCGGAAUGACGCAACAAAUCAUCGUGUGUUCCUGCUGGAACAAAAGAUCAUCAGUCUCACAAAGGAUUGCAACCCUCCCGAGAUAAAAGCUACACAAAGUGAGGAGAUGGUCGUAACACUUAGCGGCGAAAAGGGUAAACAACGUGGAAUGUCUCCGCCGCAGUAUCUUGAAUUCUCCUUUUCAACAGAGUCCUAUGAAGAGUCUUCCAAAGGUUCUGCUCAAAGAUUUCGUAGAAGUACCACAGAAAAUAAUACGGUGGGACUCGCUAUUGAAGAUUUACGUCGCGAGAUUGCCUUCCAGUUAGGACUUUUCCUUCCAAGUGAAUACUGCCGAUCAAAUGAGAAGGUAUGUCCCGCUGGUUCCCCCGGACGUCCUGGUCCAAAAGGUCCAAAAGGACCUCGUGGGAGGAGGGGGCCGAAGGGGACAAGAGGAAAAAAGGGAAUUCGAGGUGAUAUUGGCUUACCUGGAAUUCACGGCAAGCAAGGAAUGAUAGGACCCACUGGACCAAGAGGAGUGAAAGGGGAAUGGGGCGAGCCGGGACCGAAAGGAGAUGUUGGAAUUCCUGGGAAUCGAGGAAUACCGGGAGCAAUGGGUAGUCCUGGACCAAGAGGAGAGAAAGGAGAGAAGGGAGAUUCUGGUGAGAUGGGAAUUCCUGGUCCCCCCGGUAUUCCCGGUCGAACGGUUUCUGCGCCGGAAGCAGUUUUAUUUCCAUUCACAACUGUAAUCAACGAAGGAGAAAGCGUGAGCUUUAAUUGCACGGUUAGUGGAAAUCCAGCACCCAAAGUAACAUGGAAAUUUGAGGGCAAAAGACUAUAUUCGGGAUUAAAGUAUACCAUAGACAAAGAAUUACUGAUCAUCAACGAGCUGAAGUUCAAUGAUACUGGUGUUUACUCUUGCGUUGCAGCUAGUGCCUUGGGAUUCGAUGAGGCAUUUGCAAAUCUCACGGUACGAGCGGCACCAAUCUUCACCAAGAAACCUCCAGCAGUUACUAUGCCACUUGAAAGCAUGGAUUUUUUUGAAACAUGCCAGGCUGAAGGUUUCCCUCGUCCAGUUUCAAACUGGACACGACUUCUUCAGCCACUACCUCCCAGAAGGACCGAAGCAAAGGAAGGAGAUCUCACCAUUAAAAACCUGAGUACCACUGACAGUGGACUAUAUGAGUGUACAGUGACAAACACCAUGGGUGUUAAGAGGGCCAGGAUGAAUUUGGUUGUACAAAAAGGAGUGCAUUGUAGCUGCUGGCGUUCAAGUGAAAAUUAUCCAAGAGUUCGACGUUCCUAUGGAAGAAGUUCUUCUGUUGAUGCCUUCGAUUUUCAGACGAGUGGAAAUAUAAUAUUGCGCGGCUAUCAUCUGUGGAAAGAUGACAGAUUGUUUCCUAAUCACACCUUCACCAUCGAGCUCUACCAAGGAAACACAACUGUGGCCCAGAAGUUUCAUACUUAUGAUACAAGAUUUUCGCGUAAGAAAACAUUUGAGGUGUAUUUUGCAAAAGGAAUCCUUUUGCAGCCAGGUUUAAACUAUACUGCUGCAAUAAGAAUGAACGGAAGAAAGUAUAGCGUGGCAGUAAAUAGCGCCAUUAAAAACAAUUUCUGUUCUGGAGCUAAUGUCAAUUUUAGAAAGUCCUCUUUUGGGGGACCAUUUUCAAGUUCUGAUGUGCGUCAAAUACCGGCUCUUAUCUUUCUCAGUUUAAAAUGCUGAAUGAAAAAUCUGUUUUGGUAUUUUUCGAAGUAAAUUAAAAGUAGCGGGCUUCUAUUAUAUCAUUUGUAGUAGUUGUUUUCAUAACAUUGUCUAGAUGUGACACAGAUGCAUUUUUUUUUUGACAACUAGGAUAAAUAAUUUUGAAAAUAGUUCGCCGAGACAAAUGGCAAGAGUAUAUUUCAUGAGACAUUUUAAUCUGAGGGCUUUAGGAACCGCUGAAAUUGUCUUUUAAUCAAAGCCUACAAAGUAUCCAUGCAGUCUUGAAAACGAAGUAACGAGUCUUUUUAACAAAUGGUAAACACCACAGCGUACACUAUUUAGUUAUGGAUGCACGCGGGAGGUUGCUAAG